AUUCUCCCACAGGCUUCGCUAAUAUACUUCCUAACCAAGGCAAACGAUGGACUGGAUUUUGGUGUUCUGAUGACAAAAAAACUAGAAACAGGUAUAUUGCUAAGUGUAAAUAUUGUUUGGUUGAGCUUGAAGUUACGGAAAGAGCAAACUACCUUAAAGAAGCUUCUAAACAAGCGAUUCCAGAACGUAAGAGAAUUAAAUAUGGCCAAGAUACUAUUAUAGCUGAAGAAACUGAUGAUGAUCAAGAAGAGACUUAUAACUCAAGUAAUUAG
Dentiscutata erythropus is the source of this 272-nucleotide messenger RNA. Lineage: Eukaryota; Fungi; Glomeromycota; Glomeromycetes; Diversisporales; Gigasporaceae. The record is from the annotation of a GenBank genome assembly.